Pyrenophora tritici-repentis Pt-1C-BFP is the source of this 957-nucleotide messenger RNA. RefSeq lists its product as uncharacterized. The record is from RefSeq and is a predicted model, not a curated record. Lineage: Eukaryota; Fungi; Ascomycota; Dothideomycetes; Pleosporales; Pleosporaceae.
AUGGACGACGCCUCACCGGCAACAGUGCCCGAAAAAGAGGAUGUAGAUGCGUCCGAUGGUCGGGGCAAUAAACUCGACUCAAUUAACCACGACGACGACAAAAAUGGCCUUCGUCCGGGUAGUAGUUUCUUAUUCCCCAUUCUCGUCGAAGACGACAGCAUUCCACACAACAAGAACAAGAUUGUCUUUAUAACGGGUGCUGGGAUCUCUACAAGUGCUGGAGUGGACGACUUCCAGAGUCGCUCUAGGACCAAAAUGUCCAGUCGUAAUAUGUUAGACAUCUCUGCUAUCUGGUCCGAGGAAUUUCUUAGUUGGAGUCGUGCUCUCUACAAUAUAUGCUCGAAAGCACAGCCCACUCCCUUCCACCACUUUCUGGAUGAGCUUGCCAGUACUUCCCGUCUUCUUCGCCACUACACCCAAAAUAUCGACUGUCUAGAUACCUCCCUACAUAAGUUAUCUAGUCGGACCAUCUCGCUGCACGGACGGUUGGAUACGUUCAUCUACACAAUAUGUCACAAAACGAAGCACGUACCAUUCGCGGUUUACGAUGACACUUUUGGGUUUCCUUGCGAAGAGUGUCGUCUUAAGAGCGAAAGGCGCAAAUCGGGAGGCAAGAGGGGCCUGCCUGUUGGCGUUUUGCGGCCCAAGAUCCUACUCUAUGGAGAGGUAAGCCCAGAUGCUGAGGAAAUCGCGGCGACAUGGGAACAAGAUGCUUUAGACAAUGUGGAUGCAGUUGUGUUGGUCGGAACCCGGCUCAAGAUACCACAUACAAGAAAACUUGCGUAUAGUCUGUGUCGGAGCUCCAAGUCACGAGGAGGAACGGUAAUAUGGAUGAAUAGGGUCCCCCUAGAGUCGGAACCCACUACGGAGCAGCCUCCGGAAGUAUUCGGAAUUGAUCAUGUAACGAGGGGCACCCAAGUUGAGCAGUCACGGCCGCCCUAUCCGCCUCCCACGUAG